This is a messenger RNA of Nilaparvata lugens (brown planthopper), 719 nucleotides long. RefSeq names its product 28S ribosomal protein S14, mitochondrial-like. The record is from RefSeq and is a predicted model, not a curated record. The transcript is spliced from 3 exons. NCBI's taxonomy places the organism in Eukaryota, Metazoa, Arthropoda, Insecta, Hemiptera, Delphacidae. The coding region runs from base 149 to 571 and encodes 140 amino acids. Gene Ontology annotation, cellular component: mitochondrial small ribosomal subunit; ribosome. Gene Ontology annotation, biological process: translation. Gene Ontology annotation, molecular function: structural constituent of ribosome.
GAUCUUCAAGAUCGAUACAUCGAUAUAAACAUUGCAACAAAAUCACAAGCAGACCUGCAGACGGCUGAUUGAUGAGAAUGAUAUUUGUAUUUGUUAUUACAAUAAUUAUUUGAUUCUAUAUUACAUUUUUUACAUUAUCAAUUUGAUAAUGGCGCUUCUUAGUUGUAAAAAUGUUUUUUCAAGUUUUAUCAGCAAAUUAAAUAGAACAUCAAUAACAGAGACUCAAAAGCGUUUGACACCGCAGUACCAACAAACCUGUAACGAAUGGGUGGAUGCCAGAAUGCGGAAAGAUGUGCGAAAAAGGAAAGCGUUGACAGAAUAUUGGCCAGUCAAAUCACGAUUGAUAGCUCUGAAGAAGAACGGAGUUCUCCCUCCUGAACUCAAGGAGGCGGCUCUCGAGGAGAUGACUCAGCUUCCAGGGGACAUCAACAGAUGGCACAAUGCCAUCUAUAGGUGUGCGGUCACCUCUCGGCCCAGGGGCACUGUCUACAAAUGGCGGCUCAGUCGAAUUGUCUUCAGGCAUUUGGCCGAUUAUAAUAAGUUGGCCGGUAUUAUGCGUGCCAGAUGGUGAACAUACUUGCAACAUGUUUUUUCUCUUGAAGAGUACUCUAACAAACACUGUAAAAUGUAUCUUUGUUGUUCUAUGGUAUCGAAAAUAAAUUAGUUGUGUUAUAGUUUAAAAGCAUGAUUGUUAAUAUAUUAUGUUAUUUUCCUUUCUA